This is a messenger RNA of Fusarium venenatum, 474 nucleotides long. RefSeq lists its product as uncharacterized. Lineage: Eukaryota; Fungi; Ascomycota; Sordariomycetes; Hypocreales; Nectriaceae. The record is from RefSeq and is a predicted model, not a curated record.
AUGUCUCACACACUCCCCGAACAAAUGACAGGAGGCGCAGAUCGCCAGUAUGACGAGGUAACGUUUCAGCGUCGCAUUCAAUUUCGCAUGCGGACUCGCCGCUUUCUUCGAAACAUCCCACGGCUCGUUCAAUACUGGAAGAAGCAGGUAAAGGCUGAAUUCUUAGAGGACCUGGGGAAGAGUGGCAACGUGGAAGUCUCCGCUUUAACCACGAAGGAGUACGCCAAGCUGUGCGAAGCAAAGAGUGAGAAUUGUGACUUCAUGAUUUCGUGCAUGAAGAGUGACAAUGACCACUUUGAGAAAAUGAUCAAGGACCUGCAGUGCAAUCCGGUUGGGACAAUGUCAGAUUUGAGGAUAGAGCGAUACGAGGCGAGUAUUGAGAUCCGCAAGAAGGUCAUCACUGACAUCGAGAAAGAGAGACUGCAGCUCGUGGACAAGAAGAAUGAACCGGAUGAGUUGGAGUACGUACUCUGA